AUUCGACACAACGCGCGCAGGCAACAGGCUGCGAACUUACACGACCUUCUUUUGAUCCGCUUUUGGACACCAUUUUUAAUUUUGGGGUUUAGAGUUUGACUUUAUGAAGCGGUUUGGGAUGUAACUUCCAAAGUUGCCUGACUUUUUGCGGAAUUCCCGCGUUUCCCGGAGGUUUGUUUCCCUCGCGUCGUCGUCGUCGUUGUUGUUGUUUUCACCGGCGGCGCCACCACCACCGAGGGGAGGACGCGGUAACUCCAUCCCUUCGGCCUCUCGACCACCAUGGCGGAAGCGGCGCGGCAGCAGCCUGCCCACCUGGUGGACAUCGACCCGGACUUCGAGCCCCUGGCCAGGCCCCGCUCGUGCACUUGGCCCUUGCCCCGGCCGGAGUUCGUCAACCCGGGCGACUCCGACACCUCGUCGCCGGUGCCGUCCGUCAAGCAGGAGCCCGCCGGCAACGAGUUCAUCAGCAACCUCAGCCUGCUGGAGGAGAACGAGGACCUUUGCGCCGACUUCCAGUGCCCGGAGACGUGCGUCCACCGGCAUCCCUGCACCCCGCAGCCGCAGCAUCAGCAUCACCCCAAGCCUCCGCUCCAGCAGCAUCCCCAUCCGCAGCCCCAGCAGCAGCAGGUGCCCCUGCUCUCCUCCCCGGUCACCGGCUCCCCGGCCUCGGCCGCCGCCGCCCAGAGGAAGAGCAGCUCGUCCCGGCGGAACGCCUGGGGGAAUAUGUCGUACGCGGACCUCAUCACCAAAGCCAUCGAGAGCUCCCCGGAGAACAGACUCACCCUGUCUCAGAUCUACGACUGGAUGGUGAAGAGUGUGCCUUAUUUCAAGGACAAGGGGGACAGCAACAGCUCUGCGGGAUGGAAGAACUCCAUCAGGCACAACUUGUCUCUGCACAGCCGCUUCGUCCGCGUCCAGAACGAGGGCACGGGCAAGAGCUCGUGGUGGAUGCUGAACCCCGAGGGCGGGAAGAGCGGCAAGUCGCCCCGACGCCGGGCCGCCUCCAUGGACAACAACAGCAAAUUCAGCAAAAGCCGCGGACGGGCUGCCAAGAAAAAGUUGUCCCUGCAGGGCGGCCCAGACGGCGGCGCCGACAGCCCGGGCUCGUACAACAAGUGGCCCGGCAGCCCCAACUCCCACAGCAACGACGACUUCGACGCCUGGAACAGCUUCAGGCCUCGCGCCGGCUCCAACGCCAGCACGGUCAGCGGGCGCCUCUCGCCCUUCAUGCCCGAGGACGACAUGAGCGAGGCGGAGGUGCACAUGGGCUACCCGGGCGCCCCGGGGCCCAAGAUGACCGCCACGCUGCCCAGCCUCACCGAGAUGACGGGCUCAUUGGGCCACAGCUCGGAGAACGUCAUGGAGAACCUCCUGGACAAUCUGAACUUGCUGUCGCCUAACAACUCUCAGGUCGGAGGAGGGGCGGUGACCCCCGGGUCGUCCCAGUCCUCCCCCUCCCCAAUGAUGCAGCCGAGCCCCGGGUACCCUCCUUACAGCUCCCCUAGCAUGGUGUCGCAGCCUCAGCAGGAGUACCGCAAGUGCGUGUACGGUCAAGCGGGGAUGAACGCUAUGUCGCCCAUACCGAUGCAGACCCUGCCAGAGAGCAAGCCCACCUUCGGGCCCGGCGUGGGUCCGUACGCCCGCGGGUCGGUGCAGCUGCCCGGGCUUCUCAAGGAGCUCCUCACGUCGGACACGGACCAGCAUGGGGAGCUCCUGCCGUCGGUGGACACGGUGGUAUCGCAGCCCGGCGGGGGCUGCAUGCUGCCACCGUAUAGCGGCAGCCAGCAUGUGGCCAAACUCAUGGCGGUGGGGAACGCUCACCCUCACGGCCUGUCCCACGCUCACCCGCACGCUUCGCCGGCCAUGAACGGGCGACUGCUUAUGUCCCUCAAUCACAGCGGGGGCACGCCGCACCUGCCUUCUGCCAAGAACCCGAUGCAGAUGCCCUACGGCUUGUCCAGCCACCUGGGUGGCGGGGGCGUGCCCGGCGGCUUUUGCCCUCUCAACACCAACGGAUACGGACGACUAGGCCUGGCGCCGCCCUCCCACCUGGAAAAGCUGCCCAGCGACCUGGACGACAUGUCCAUCGAGAAGUUUGAGUUUGACAUGGAGACUGUCCUGCACGAAACUCUGAUGGAUGGCGACUCGCUGGACUUCAACUUUGAGCCGAUGGCUACCCAGCAAGGGUUCCCCCACGGGGUGAAGACCACCACACACAGCUGGGUGUCUGGCUAGGAACUGGAGGAGUGAGAAUGUCAAAGAAAAAUGUACAAUCAACCUGACUGAUUUUUGCCUUUUGGUAAGAAGUUUAUUUACCUUUAACAUUCCUGUUUGAAAAGACUUUAAUCGAUCACUUGAAUGAUAGCGGUACCAGAUUUUGAUCUAUUGGACUUAUCAAUCUUGACAAACUACGUGCCAAAUUUGCCUUAACUUAGGAGCCCACUGACACACACUGUCGGUUGGUGUCCGGUGUAUCAUAAACGAAGGUCGAAUGAAAGGCAACUGGACUUGGUGGUUUUCUGCAAGGCUUUUCAGCUGUAAGUGUCUGGUAGACAUAUUCAACUCUAUUGCGGCAACGAGACCAGUCAUCAGUUCCAAAACAUCUCCGACGAUGUCCACCUGAAUACGAAGAGGGGUGUUUUGCGAGUUGGUACUUUGUGCUCCGUAGACUUCAGUUAAAAGUAGCUAGUCUAGUAGCAUCUGGAUGACGCAAGUCCUUAUUUCCAAAGCGUGUCUGGUAGUGGCCCACCUGACUUUUUAGAGGUGGUCUUGACAAGUUUGGUCUUCAAAAGACUUGAGUUCUAAGUUUGUGGCAGACAAAUUCAACUCUCUAGUGGCACCUGGACAACAUCAGUCCUUAGUUCCAAAACGUGUCUGGCGGUGGGCCAUCUGACUUCUAAAAAGAGGGCUUUACAAGGUGGUCUGAAAGACUACUUCAGUUCGAAGUGUCUGAUAGACAACUAGAUCAGUCAUCAGUUCCAAAACAUCUCUAGCAGUGGUCCACCUAACUGCAAACAAGAGUCUCUUUUUUUUUUUUUUUUUUUUUUAUACAAAACUUCAGACUUAGGUCCUAAGCGUCUGGUAGAUGAAUUCAUCUUUUUAGUAGCACCUAGGUGCCGUCAGUCCUUAGUUCCAACUUGUCUGGCGAUGGUCCACCUGACUGGGAGCUACAGGCUUGUUAGAGGCGGUCCUAAAAGGAUUGACGUCUCCCUCAAAGCGACAGUUUUCUCUAUCCGAAUCCUAAAAAGAAUAUCCCUUAUUCUCGAGGUAUCUUUGUAGUCUUGAACCAGUUUUAGUCCCUUGUUGCCUUGCAUUCCACCUUCCUACUAGCAUGGAUUAUGACCAUGGAUGACUGAGAACCAACACACCCAUCAUCAGCAGCAUUAAAGAAAAAAACAUUUGUUUUCCGCAUUAAAACAUUUUUUCAGUGCGGUCAACCGGCGAAGAUUUCUUGGGAACCUUCUAUUUUUAUCUGAAUGUACAUAAAGCCGUCACGCAAUCAGGUCUUGCGUGUAUGUGUGUGUGCUGUCUAAAGACCACAUUACGUUUACACAACAGAAACAAAAAUCCAAUCUGGCUCCAAGAGAAAAGUGGAUGGUUUUUUUU
Molecule: messenger RNA, 3606 nt
Organism: Phycodurus eques (leafy seadragon)
Lineage: Eukaryota; Metazoa; Chordata; Actinopteri; Syngnathiformes; Syngnathidae
Gene: foxo1a
Product: forkhead box O1 a
Exons: 3
Coding region: 280-2235 (651 amino acids)
Biological process (GO): regulation of transcription by RNA polymerase II
Cellular component (GO): nucleus
Molecular function (GO): RNA polymerase II cis-regulatory region sequence-specific DNA binding; DNA-binding transcription factor activity, RNA polymerase II-specific
Source: RefSeq, a predicted model, not a curated record